AUGAUUAUUUCAAGUCAUUGGACUUAUCCAGUAAUCCUGUUGAAUAAAUGGCUUCAUUCAUUUACUAAACAUCAUGAUGUUGAUAUGAAAUGGAAAACGCAAAGUAAUCUUGGCCAAGCAUUUGAAGAAACAUUUACUGGACAAGUUCGUUCAAAUUGGUUCGUAAAACCUGAAAAUAUGAUGGCCAAAUGUGACCAUGAAGAACCUAGUAGGUCUUUAAUUUAUAUGAAAAUGGCUUUCCAAACCAAACGAAAGAUUAAUAGACUGUAAGAAAUUGAAAUCGACUAUUUUUCUCUUAACAUGGGCAUGGGUUAUAGUUAAAUCUAAUCGUAGACAUGUUUUUGAGGCAAAUAGUGGUACAGGUAAAAGAUUAUCGAACAGCACUAAUUUAUGCUACUGUUGAGGUUUUUGUUGUCAGUUCCUUACUUCUCUUUCGAAAAACAUCUAAUGGAUUCGUGGUUUAAUGAUCGAUCAUAUGAAACACAUGAUAGAUUCGCACCUGAAGUAAAUUUUGCUAGAGAUAACUAUUCUUCCCGUCUUGAAGCAUAAUCUUAACGAAAAAAUAGAUAUAGUUAUAUAUCAAUUCAGACUGUUUCUCUUAGAAAGUAUUUGUUUUCGUACAAAUGAAUUUUUGUAGCCGUUGUAUAUAAAGUUUCGCUUGUCUUUGUUUAGAAGUAAAAAAAUGUUUGAAUAUAUUUAUUUCAAACAAUUUUUUCAUUUCAAUUUUUAAUGCUGACAACAUUGAAAUGAAACCAAAUAAGAAUGAAAGUCUUUCGUACGUAACAACGAUGGAAUACCAUAUGAAAUAGAAGUUAUACUGCUCACAUUUUGUAUAUAGAUAGUGCUUGGUCUGUACUACAACUUUUGUAUCAGUACCAACUAGGAAUUUCGUACUUUUGGGUAGCGUGAACAUCUUUUUUUCGAUCAUUCAUUGAAACCCCUUGUAUUUUACAUUAGGUAAUCAAAUUAGGAACUCAAAAUAGCU
Rotaria sordida is the source of this 985-nucleotide messenger RNA. NCBI's taxonomy places the organism in Eukaryota, Metazoa, Rotifera, Eurotatoria, Philodinida, Philodinidae. The record is from the annotation of a GenBank genome assembly.